This is a messenger RNA of Aethina tumida (small hive beetle), 2223 nucleotides long. Its product is annotated as H/ACA ribonucleoprotein complex non-core subunit NAF1. NCBI's taxonomy places the organism in Eukaryota, Metazoa, Arthropoda, Insecta, Coleoptera, Nitidulidae. Bases 143 to 1939 code for a protein of 598 amino acids. Gene Ontology annotation, cellular component: sno(s)RNA-containing ribonucleoprotein complex. Gene Ontology annotation, biological process: box H/ACA snoRNP assembly; ribosome biogenesis; pseudouridine synthesis. The transcript has 4 exons. Gene Ontology annotation, molecular function: RNA binding. The record is from RefSeq and is a predicted model, not a curated record.
UCAUUCUCUCACUUUGCAAAUGGCAUGGCCAUUUUGAAGCUCCGAAAAGCACAUGUAAACUAAAACACCGGUUAUACCAUAAUUAACUUCCGAACGUCGUAACAACAGGUAAAAUUCCGUUCGCCAUACAAAAUUAUCUAGUAUGGAUAAAAGCCAAGACAUGUCAAGCAACGCUAAUGCGAAAAACGAUGCGGAAAAUAUUAAUGAGGAUCGCUCAGGUGACGGCCCGAACGUUGAAAGCAAGCAGAAUCAAGAGGACCUGAAGAAACUUUCCGGCGAUAUACAAGCAAAACUCUCCCAAAUGGAGGAUCUGAAGACGAAAAUAAUGGUGCAACAGGAAAACAUAAAAAAUCUGAUGCAGUCCAGUAACAAUUUGGAAAGUCCAAUUGGUACAAGUAAUAAUAACCAAAAUGAUAGUGAAUCGUCUCUAACCAAGAAAAUCAAUGAUCUGAACAUUAAACCGGAUAAUGAAGCUGGGAACCAAUCAUCGGUUGUUGUGGACAAGGAGAAUGUCUCCUUGCGUAGCAUACUAACUGCAUAUGACAGUGAUGAUUCCUCUUCAGAUUCAGACUCCAGUUCCGAUGACGACUCUAAGGAUUCAGAAGAGGAUUCCGAAAGUGAUGACAGCAGCAGCAGUGACACAGACACUGAGGCCGAGUUCAUUUCGGAAUCGCAGGGCGCGAUCAAAAAACCCGACAAGAAGCCGAAGAACGAUCAAGAAGAAUUCAUAACCGAUUUGGGACUCGACCAAUUGCCACCGGUUCCCGAUCUUUCUACGCUUAGCCUGAAUCCCUCCAAGGAUGAGUACUUCCAUAUGGGACACAUUCGAGCCAUCAUCGACAGAAUUGUCACCGUGGAAGCUAUCCCGAACAUUCCGGCUUACGAUCUCGACACGCCGCUCUUCUACGGCGACGAACGACGUCCCCUCGGUAUGGUGUUCGACGUAAUCGGGCAGGUAACGGCACCAACAUACGCCGUCCGUUUCAAUUCGCCUCAGGAUAUCGCUGACGGACACAUCGAGAAAGGGAUGAAGGUGUACUCCGUGCCGAAAAGCAAUCUCACCAACUACGUUUUUGUUAACGAACUGCUCAAAAUGAAGGGCAGCGACGCCUCAUGGAUUGGUGACGUAGAAGUGCCAGAGGAAAUGCAGGAAUUCUCGGACGACGAAGAUGAACGACUAAAAAAGAAUCACAAAAAUCGGCUGGAAAGGAAACGGCAGCAUGGAAGCGCCGAGCGGCACAAGAAAUUCGAAAAGACCAUGAACCAAUGUAACACGCUGAACACUCGCGUGCACAAACUGCUCGAUGCGAGGAGUUCCGUCAUUCGCAACAACACCAUACCGCAAAAUAGUCGUGCCGAUUGGAAUCCGUAUGAGAUAGCGACGGCUGGGAGUAUGAUGUUCGACCCUUCGAGACCGCCGCCCGGAUUUGUUCACUCUAGACUUUUCGACUACGGUUGCUACAGUGGCGGCGGCGGUGGCAGUGGCACUUCCUCGGCUAAGGUACCACAUUUGGCGCCUACGGCGGCACCGAAUUAUCCGCCGUCCUUCCCCGGCUACAUGCCCACGAUGGAGGACUGGAACGCGGCCAAUCCGCAGCAGCCGGGCCACACCUGGGGCACCGUCAGGCAACCCAGAAACUUUUACUAUCCGUACACACCUCUUCCCGCCACCGCCACCGCCACUUCCAGUAGCAACAGUGCCGGAGACCAGAAGGACGGCAACCCACGUCCGGUCGAGCAAACGCCCCCUUGGGGCUUCGCGUACGGACCGUGGAUGGGUGCACCGGUCGGCCCGAACAAUCAAGUUCCGCCGGGUAUGUGGGUCCAACCGGCCAUGCCUCCAACUACAGCACCCAACGUUCCACCCCAGGGCCCCUGGAACGCCGCCUCCGGCAAUCCAUACUCUCAAAGUGAUCCUUCAUUAUUUAAAAAUCAGUAGUUUAGUAUAGACAUGUAAAUAUAUUCCGGUUAUUUCAGUAUUUUUGUUAUAUGAUUUUCUUAUAAACGCAAAUAAAAAUUUAAUUUUGUUUCUUAUUUAUCGUUUUAUUAACGUUUCGUUGGAAAUGAUGCACUAUGUGCCAUUAUAUGCAUAAGACUGUUAGGAUAAGCGUUUUUAGUUUAUAUGUUGUUAAUUGGAUAUGAGAUUAUUUUUGUUGUUUUAUUUUCAAACUGUAAAAUUGUAUUGUUCUCUUCAAGUUCAAAUAUAAACGUUUUUCUAUAUCA